AUGGGUUGCAACCUAAGUUCUCAGAAUAAGCCUAAAGUUGUGAGAGAAACAGCAGGUCAUGAAGAUGACAGUACGGAAGUUGAAGAGAGUAUCGAACAGGAUCAUGUAUCAGCUUCUCAUGAGAGUAGUGAUGACACUGUGAAUGUGGAGGAAGAACUGUCAACUACCAAUAGUAUCAGUGAUGACAAUGGGACAACAAGUAGUGAGCUUGAUACAGAACGCACUCAUACUGAACAGAAAGAAUCUGAUUAUGUAAGUUGUCUGGUAGGGUAGUAUGGAGUAGGGUAUCACUAUAGCUAUAGUCUAUAGGAGAAGAUUUACAGUCUCGACAUUUUCAGCUCGACUCCACUGACAUUUCGAAUGCCUAUCAAAUCGAUAUUGAGCUGCAUAGUAAUUCAACUGAACUAGACCUCGUUGUUUCAGAAAGACUUACCUAUGAAACAAUAAUCGAAAUUAAUGGCGAAUUCGAUGUUAUCAUAGACAAACUGACACAAUGCCUCAAGAAAGAACGUUUGUUUUUUGUUCACGUUUACUUGUACGAUCAGUGUGUAUGGUCACCGGUUUUGCUCAACGUAAUAGCAGACUUCUUGUUGCGUAGGUUAUCUACUUCAACUCAUAUUUAUUACUAUUUUGUGGAGAGGAAGAGAGGACUAGUCUAUAUUAGAAUCCGAGAUAUGGCAGGGUCUAUGGUAGGGUGGGGCGUAUGCUACGGUAAAGGCCUAUAGCACUAUAGGGUCGGAGGUAGGGUUUAGCAGCAAAUACUUUAGAAACUGCAAAGAUAUAUAUAUACAUAUACAUAUAUAAUGUCAUUGAAGACUAUUUCGACUUUUUUAGACACGCUGCCGUCAAUCCGCUUUCGAAUUAAAAUUGGAAGCACAGGAAAUGUUUAUGUUCCAUUCGUCGACUUCUACAGGAAAAUUCAUCCUAUUGUUAAUUUCUUGUACGUUGAUAAACCGACCUUGUUGAAGUUCAUCAUGGAUAUGAGAAUUGAAAUUUUAGUACUGGAACCGACGUCGGAUCUUUGUAAGAGUUUAUUAAUACCCUACCCUACCCUACCCUACCCUACCCUACCCUACCCUACCCUACCCUACCCUACCCUACCCUACCCUACCCUACCCUACCCUACCCUACCCUACCCUACCCUACCCUCCCCUACCCUACCCUACCCUACCCUACCCUACCCUACCCUACCCUACCCUGCCCUACCCUACCCUGCCCUACCCUGCCCUACCCUACCCUACCCUACCCUACCCUACCCCUACCCUACCCUACCCUACCCUACCCUACCCUGCCCUACCCUGCCCUACCCUACCCCUACCCUACCCUACCCUACCCUACCCUACCACCCUACUUUACCCUACCCUACCCUUCCCUACCACCCUACCCUACCCUACCCUACCCUACCCUACCCUACCCUACCCUACCCUACCCUACCCUACCCUACCCUACCCUACCCUACCCUACCCUACCCUACCCUACCCUACCCUACCACCCUACCCUACCCUACCCUACCUUAUCCUACCCUAAAUUAUCCUACCAUUAUAAUGGCCAUUAACACUGCUUAUGUCAGGUUGGCUUCCACUUAAAUACACUCAAGUGAAUCAACUCCAGUUUAAUAAACUGUCAAUAUUGGAAUAUCUCCGUAAGGAAGAUAUUUUACUGCCAUCGGUUAAGUUUGUUAAUUUUGAGUUGUACAAUACAGUCAAUGUAGACUUGGAUUGGAUUUUUCAAACUGUCUCUAUUGUGUUUUCUUCAAAGCAUCGGCUUAGGUUUGAUAUUAAGGUAACCGUCGAGGAGAUGAAUGAACCAAGUAAGUUUAUGAUUUUAGGCAAACAUAGACUGUGGGAUAGUGAGGAAGGGAGGCUAAGGCCAAAACUAAGGCUAAGAUAAAGCAAAAGUUAAAGCAGAAUAUAGCGCAACAUUUUCUAAAUCUGUAACUUUGUUUUUAGUUAUGGAUCACGAACUGUUUUUCCAAAUUGCCAACGUGUUCAAGAUCUACAACGGCAUCUUAAAUCAGAAACAACGUUCGGUCAUUGUAGCCGUUUUGUUACGCUUGACUUAUAAAGGUCCAAUCAACAUGGAUUUGGCAAGAAAAAUGUCGGAAUAUGUUGGCUACGAAUGCUGCUACAAAGAUGGGAACGUUCGUUUUUAUACUGAUCAAAGUGAUGUGAGGUUGGAAAUAUGUGUUAAAAAUCACCCUUGAUUCCAAUUGUUCUAUACGGAGCGUUCGAUACGUCUGAGGCAGAAAUAAAGUGUUAGAAUUUGAAUAUGAUAACUAAUUUUAUGCAAAGUAGAUGCCCGCACGACAUUUUUAUGAUCUUCUUCGUCUAUCAUUCAUCUUGUUUCGUCAUCAUCUUUCAUGCGCUGUUCCACUUCGUUUCCACUUCUGUAGCUAGUAGACUGAGACUGGCGCCAUUGAAUCCCGUCGUUCUUCGGAUCUUUGUACUUCUUCUAUUAUCUUUUUAUGUUAUCUCCAACAUCAUUCUCUUUAUCUUCCUGACCGUUCUAAUCAGCCUCCAUCGGGCUGUGUCUGUAAGGCUCCAGUAUUUGUCUUUAUAUGUUAUCGCCAAUAAAAGGCUAGUCAUAUAGAACUUUUGGUUGAGUCGUAGUCUGGUAAUUGGACUUGUAAGUACUUCUCGCCUUCUUUGGAACGUUGUCCAUGCCAUUUUUGCUCGUGCUCUCACUUCGGAUACUGUGUUUCUUGGGUAGAUUUUAAAUAUCUUAAAAUCUCUGGGCCAAAGCGAUGGACAAUUUUUCAAUGCAAUUAAAAUUGCACUCCAAUAAGACAUUUUUAAAAAUUAUAAAUUUUCUUCACUUUGUCAAAUUUAUUUACCGCCGACCGGCCGACGUUUUUAUGGGUUGCAACCUAAGUUCUCAGAAUAAGCCUAAGACUGUGAGAGAGACAGCAGAUGGUGGUCAAGAAGAUGACAGUACGGAAAUUGAAGAGAGUAUUGAACAAGAUAAUGUAUCAGCUUCUGCUGGGAACAGUGAUGACAGUACAAGAACUGAAGAGAGUAUCGAACAAGAUAGUGUGUCAACUUCUACUCAGAGCAGUAAUGACAGUACUAGAACGGAAGCGAGUACUGAACAGAAUAAAGUGUCAAGUUCUACUGAAAGCAGUGAUGAGAGUACCAGAACUAAAGAGAGUAUCGGACAGGAUUAUGUAUCAGCUUCUGCUGAGAGCAGUGAUGACAGUGCGAAUGUGGAGGAAGAACUGUCAACUGUCAAUAGUAUCAGUCAUGACAGUACUAGAACUGAAGAGAGCAUUGAACAGGAUACUGUGUCAACUUCUACUGUGAGCAGUGACGACAGUCCGAAUGUGGAGGAAGAACUGUCAACUACCAAUAGUAGCAGUGAUGACAAUGGGACAACAAGUAGUGAGCUUGAUACAGAAAGUAGUAAUACUGAAGAAGAUGAAUCUGAUUAUGUAAGUUGUUAGGUUGGGUAGGGUAGGGUAGGGUAGGGUAGGGUAGGGUAGGGUAGGGUAGAGUAGGGGUAGGGUAGGGUAGGGUAGGGUAGGGUAGGGUAGGGUAGGGUAGGGAGUAGGGUAGGGUAGGGUAGGGUAGAGUAAGGUAGGGUAGGGUAGGGUAGGGUAGGGUAGGGUAGGGUAGGGAGUAGGGUAGGGUAGAGUAGGGUAGGGUAGGGUAGGGUAGGGUAGAGUAAGGUAGGGUAGGGUAGGGUAGGGUAGGGUAGGGUAGGGUAGGGUAGGGUAGGGUAGGGUAGGGUAGGGUAGGGUAGGGUACGGUAGAGUAGGGUAGGGUGGGGUAGCACCAUGCCUAUAAAUAAAAUUUAUUACGUGACCGGCUCUUUUUGGUUCAUCUUAAUAUAUUUGAAAUAUUUUUUAGAUUGAUGGAGUUGACAUUUCGAACGUCUAUAAAAUUAACUUAUUCCUCAAGGGCGACUCAACUGAACUAAUAGUUAAAGGUUCUAUAGUCGGUUGUCAGAUUAGCACAAUUAUAUUUUGCGAUGAAUACGAUGUUAUUAUGGAAAAACUGAAGCUGUGCCUCAAGAAGGAACGUAGAUUUGUUCUUCAAAGUUAUUUGAACAAUGAAUGUGUAUGGUCUCCAUCUUUACUCAACAUCUUGGGUGAUCUCUUUUUGAGUACGUUAUCAAUUUCUAAAUCUUAUAUUAAUUUAGUAGGUGCCCAGGAUGCGAUAAGGACCUACAAAACGGUAAAAGCUUAAGUUACGGUAGGACCGGCAGUCCGGUAUGGCUUAGGUACUGAAGGCCUAGGGUUCGGUUAGUCCUCAGGUACGUUAGGGCCUGGAAUACCGUAGGGCUUAGGUACGAUUUAUGCUUCAGUGCAGUAGAGCUGUGAAAACAUAAUUAAAGACUCUGUUUUUAGAUACACUGCCACCGAUAGUUGAACUUUUCAUUUUUGGAGAUCCAAGAAACAUUAACGUUCCAUUCAUUGACUUCUACAGAAAACUUCAUCCUAUCGUUACGUGCUUAACAAUUGACAACCCGACCAUUUUAAGGUUCUUCUUUGACAUGGAAUUUAAAGCGUUGACACCGAGAAACCCUAAUUUGGACUUUAGUAAGUGAUUAUUGGUUGUUUGAUGCUCAGUUUUAGUUUAACAUAUCGUUUCUUAUAUAAAAGUUUGUUUGAUACUCUGUUUUACUGUAACAUAACAUUCCUUAUAUAAAAGUUUCAAGACAAUAAGAGCCGGGCAGGUUGGGCCCCUUCCUAGCAAUAUCAAUAAAACUUUCUUUUCCAGAUUGGCUGCCAUCGAAAUACACUCAAGUGGUUGAUCUUGUAUUCAACGAUUCUUCCAUGCUGCAAGUACUUCGCCAGCAAGAUAUUGUAAUGCCACAAGUUCUCUUCGUUAUUUUUCGUAACCAUGACUUUGAAGUUGCCAAUACGAAGUUGGUGUUGGAAGAGGUUUGCAGCUUGUUUCCUUCAAUAAAAUGUAUUAAACUUCAAUUCGUGGUACAUGUGCAGGAGAAGAAUGAACCAAGUAAGUAUGUGAUGAAGCGGACUAUGGUUAAUGAUUUUAUAGUAGAAUAGACUGUGUGAAAGUAAGAGAAUGAGCUUUUUCAUACACGGGAAAAGGUAGAAUAGCAAAGCCAAAAAAAUAUUUUUUUUUUGUAAAUUUAACUAUUAUGUUUUAGUUAUGAAUCACAGACUGUUUACCAUCACUCGCACCGUAUUCCACACAUUCGAGAGCAUGUUGGACUGGAACCAAGGAAAAAUCAAGUUACUCAGCAACUUCUACGUCUACUACAACGGCCCGGUUAACGAUGAUUUGGCGAGAAAAAUUACAGAUUAUAUUGGCUACGAAUGUUGCUACGACAAAGACAAAGUUCGUUUGGAGAUACAUCAGUCGAAUGUCUGUUUAGAAAUGCGUGUGGAACAUGAAUGA
This is a messenger RNA of Bursaphelenchus okinawaensis, 5363 nucleotides long. Lineage: Eukaryota; Metazoa; Nematoda; Chromadorea; Rhabditida; Aphelenchoididae. The record is from the annotation of a GenBank genome assembly.